Messenger RNA from Diabrotica balteata, 663 nucleotides. NCBI's taxonomy places the organism in Eukaryota, Metazoa, Arthropoda, Insecta, Coleoptera, Chrysomelidae. The record is from the annotation of a GenBank genome assembly.
AUGUUUGGAAUUAUUAAAAGUAGGCCCAGAAACUGGACCACCAGUAAUACAAUCAAAUUAGAAAAUGCAAGAGAAACAAUGCUUCGUAAACAAGUCCAAAAAACAUUCUUGAGAUUGUUGAUUAUUCAAGAUAGUUACCUGAUUGUCUGUAUUACCGAAGCUUCAGUUAUAACUGUUGAUAGUGAUUUUGAUUCUUUUAAAUCGCAUAUUGAAUUUGAAGUCGCAAAAUUUUCACACACUAUUUUUCGAAGGAAGAGGCAAAUCGUUAACGAGUGCUGCAGAAAUAAAUGUUCGUUGGAUUAUUUACUUGACAACUAUUGCCAAACAGUUAACAGUGCUGCAUUAGAAGAAUUUAAGAAGACUAAAGACGAUUCCAGCGAACGGUACACUCUUCCAAAAUCACCGACUGAAAAUAUUUUGUCCCGUAGAUUUAGACAAAAACAUGGUUUAGAUAAUGCUCCAUCUGAACCUGCAACUCAUGACAGUCAUCAACACCAUCGAAAGAAAAGAAACUGUAAAUGUAAAAAGCUACUUAAAAAUGAGGAAAAACAUCAAAAGGAAAGAAGGCUCUUAAUUUUUUUGAAACAACGACAAUAUCCAGUUCCAGCUUCGGAAGUAGAAGAAGCUGAAUUUCAAAAACCAUUCAUUGUUAAUUUUCCUUGA